ACAUGGUAGCCCGAGCACGCUUUAAUUAGCUGUGAAUGAAUCGCAAAACAGACGGUUUACAUGAUUCGUUCUCCGGAUCUACGCUAGGAUCUUGUUUCGUCUAGACAUCUGGAUCAGCGCUUCCAACGCGCAAAAAUCGUCACACCGUGACGAUUUGGCAACAGAUACGCAUCUAUUCUAAGAUGCAAAUUCUCUCUCGCUUGCAUUGAAUUUGAUCAUUUGUUUUCAAAAUUGGACGUAUACUGAGAGGAUCUACAUGCCAGCCGAGAGUUUUACGAGGUCUACCGAGCUCAAUAUGCACUUGCCGAUGAUCUACGCAGGCAAUGGCCGUCUGGAAAUUAUGGUAUACAAUCUCACCAACGCCCCAGAGAUGCGAUCUGAGCUCGAUCGUUCUUUCUUGUCUGGACCGAUUCCGUCCAGCAGGACGAAGCAAUCAUGUAUUCAAUGCAAUCAUUGAUCACCAUUUGGUUCGAAGCAUUGAUUCUGGCUGCUUUUUGGGCAGUUCCCAUCCGUGCAAACCCAAAAUGGCCUCGAUCUGACGCGGGAUACGCACCCGUACCUGCACAAUGCCCAUCUGGAUCUCUCGUGCGACAGGCAAACUCGAUCGCCCAGCAGGAGGCGGACUAUGUUGCUCAGCGAAAGAUUUCGGCUUCAAAAGCUCUUCGUAGCUGGCUGAACAGUACCGGAGCCAGAUUCGAUACUGCAAAAUUACCUACUAUUGCACUGGCCAACAGCGGCGGUGGAUACCGUGCCAUGCUUAGCGGAGCAGGUGUGGUACAAGCUUUGGAUGGUACAGACAGCUCGGUUUCUACGAGCGGGCUUUAUCAGGCCUUGACAUACCAUGCUGGGCUUUCUGGGGGAUCGUGGCUUCUAUCGUCAUUAAUUGGGAACGCUGGUGAUGCAAAGGUCACUACGUUACAGAAAGAGCUGUGGACAUCGGCACUGGCGAAGAAUGACAUAUUUCCGACAAACAUCUUGUUUGCGCCUGAAGGCCCUCAAAUUCGAAAAGACCUUGAGGCCAAGCAGAACGCUGGGUUCGACCCAACCAUUCCUGACACUUGGGGCCGUUUCCUCUCUUAUCAACUAUUGCAAGGUACUGACGGUGGCGUUGCUACACGCUUGUCAGAUGUUCCAACCAUCAAGGACUUUGCGUCCUUUGCCAUACCUUUUCCGAUCAUUACGUCCAUAGGAAAGACUGGAGGAAUUAGUGGUGAUGACUGCACUCCUCAUGACGAUGCUGUGCAAUUUGAAUUCACUCCUUUCGAGUUUGGCAGCUGGGACAGCGGCAUAGGAGCCUUCACGCAGACUGCAUAUCUUGGCACAGAAAUGUCCAAUGGAUACCCCGUAGGAGGCAAAUGCUAUCAAAACUAUGAUAAUCUUGGAUACGUGCUCGGCACUUCGUCUUCCAAGUUUGAAGAGAACUGCGGCUUGACUGAGGUCAACGCCAUUGGAAUAUUUCUGCAGCUGUUCACACCGUUACCGAGUGCACGGGUAUCUGAGCAAGCGACGGGUCAAGAUCCAGCAAGGCGAAAUCUCUACGCUCCAUACAACAAUCCUUUUUACGGUUACUCCGAGUCAUCCUUAGUCUCGAGUGAUAAGGAGUUAUAUCUCGUUGAUGGCGGGGUUUCAAAUCAGAACAAUCCCAUAUGGCCCUUUAUUCAACCAUAUCGCGACGUUGACGUAAUCUUGGUCAAUGAUAAUUCCGCGGAUACCGAUGAUAACUGGCCGAACGGCACUGAGGUUCUACAUACCUACGAGCAAGCUCAAAACCGCAAGCUCACAAAGAUGCCCUCGAUCCCGACUCCGGAUGUUAUUGUAUCCAAUAAUCUCAAUAAGCAUGCAAUUUUCCUUGGCUGCCACGAUGCUAGCAAGGUCACAAUUGUCUGGUUGCCGAACGCAAAGUAUAAUUUCGAUAGCAACGUGUCGACGAGUCAAUUCCAAUUUACCUCCGAUGAGACUGCGGGAAUGAUCGCAAAUGGAAACAUGAUUGCGACACAAGGUGGCGACAACCAAUGGUCAAUCUGUUUGGCAUGUGCAAUCACGCAUAAGACUGCGAGAUAUUUGCCGGAUGAAUGUAAAGCUUGCUUAGAGAAGUAUUGUGUAUCGGGCUAAGUUAAUCUUGACACAAGAUUGAUAAUGUAAUAAACAUAGUGAUAUGUACGAAAUGAGA
Molecule: messenger RNA, 2170 nt
Organism: Verruconis gallopava
Lineage: Eukaryota; Fungi; Ascomycota; Dothideomycetes; Venturiales; Sympoventuriaceae
Exons: 2
Coding region: 436-2112 (558 amino acids)
Biological process (GO): glycerophospholipid catabolic process
Cellular component (GO): cytosol; intracellular membrane-bounded organelle
Molecular function (GO): A2-type glycerophospholipase activity
Source: RefSeq, a predicted model, not a curated record